Molecule: messenger RNA, 402 nt
Organism: Metarhizium robertsii ARSEF 23
Lineage: Eukaryota; Fungi; Ascomycota; Sordariomycetes; Hypocreales; Clavicipitaceae
Product: calcofluor white hypersensitive protein
Exons: 3
Coding region: 1-402 (133 amino acids)
Source: RefSeq, a predicted model, not a curated record
AUGUCCAAAUCACGUAUGCCUCUUAUCCUCGGUCUCGGUGCCGCAGGCGGUGUCGGGUACUACCUAUACAAUGCAGGCGGCAGCCCCAAAGCCGCCGAGAACAAGUUUGAAAGUGAUGUCCACAGCGCCGCCGCCAAGGUCAAGGACCGUCUGCCUGGUAGCAAGCCUGAUGCUGAGAAGAAACUUGAGGGCUAUGGAGCCGAGGCCGGUGCCAAGGUUGACAAGGCGUGGGCCGAAGCCGACAAAAAGGCUGAAAAAAUCAAGAGCCAGACUGAAUCCUACGUCAAGGACGCCAAGGCUGAGGCCAUCAAGGCCGUCGACAAGUUUGACAAGACGGUCGAGGACGGUGCUGCCAAGGCCAAGAGUGGUAUUUCGGGAUGGUUUGGCGGUGGCAGCAAGUAG